UUUCCCGGAGCCCCUGGAGCCGGAGAUGCGAGGGACGAGCAGUCAUUAGCCCGCGCCGCUGCCGCCUGCUGCAGGAGAACUUCGCUGGUGUUGCAGCCUGAUCCCCGCUCUGUGAUCCCCGCUCGCUGAGGUGGACCGUAACCUGCCGGACGGAGAUCUGAAAACACAGGAUUCUACUUUUGUGCAACAAUUGAAUGUAACAUCGAUCGGACAAGGAAGGCAAGGAAUCCAAAGCCAUCAUCAUGAAUUUUGUUAUGAAACAAGCGUUGGGAGGGGCCACUAAAGACAUGGGCAAAAUGCUUGGUGGAGAGGAGGAGAAGGACCCUGAUGCUCAGAAGAAAGAGGAGGAGAGGCAAGAAGCACUGAGGCAACAAGAAGAGGAGAGGAAGGCAAAAUAUGCGAAAAUGGAGGCAGAGAGGGAAAACAUCCGACAGGGCAUCAGGGACAAGUAUGGCAUCAAGAAGAAGGAGGAGAAGGAAGCCGAGGCGGCUGCUGCCAUGGAGCAGGCCUCAGAGGGCAGCCUUACCCGCCCUAAAAAGGCCGUCCCCGCCGGCUGCGGCAACGAGGAGGAAGAGGAGAGCAUUGUGGAUACUGUCAUGAAAUUCAUUCCAGCCCCUCUGAUGGAUAUGUUCAAUAAAAAGUAACAGGGUUUUACUUGGAAAUAUGGUUAACUUCUUACAAAAUCCUUCUAAUUAAUGCUGUACCAGCCUGUCCCACUCCAACCUGCCGUCACACUCUUCUUCACACUUGUCCAAUCCCAUCAAACCAAAUACUAAGUGUCCUGGAAUUACGCAGUGUGCCAUGAUUUUGUCUUUGAGCUGAACUAGCCAAUCUCAGAAAGUGAUUCAUACUUUUAAUAUCAUGACAAGAGAAUUAUCGGGUUUGAAAAUUACAAAAACACCUACAUAUAUCGCUUUAUUUAACAUCUUUUCAAUCCAUUUCUCAGAAUCAGUCCAAACAUUGCCGACAACCACUUUUUUGUUUGUAAAUAGCCUAAAUAAUAUAAAAGAGUACUAUAUAUGAGUGAAAUACUGUAUGAUAUAUAACAAGAAUACUAAGAGUAUAAGCCAUAUUUUUAACUUUUAGGGAAUUAUCCAAAUCAUAUCAAAUUUAAUUAACAUUUAAUUUUCCUUUUACGUUCCUGCUAAUUUUUGAUACAUAGUGUACAGAGACACAUGCAUUUUUUUUAUUGGUUCUUCGUUGUGGCCAUUCACCCUUAAAUUGAUCAUUAUGUGAAUGUGAAAUAUGAACAUGACAUUUUAAAUGUGUAAAAUCAAAGUCAAGUAAGUUUGUGAAGUGAAGGAAUUUAUUUCUGUUGAAAUUUGUUUAUUUUGUAUGCAUGCAUUUAAUACCUAUGAGGCGAUGUGCAUAUGCUGAUUUCAUUUGUAGUCAUGAAAGAGAAGAUGUUGGUAUUUCAGGCAAUAAAUUAUUUAAUUAAAAUAUUUCAUUCAGCUUCACUGUACAUUAGGAGAUAACUGAUUGUUCAAAAUGUUCUUCCAUGGAGAAACAUUUUCUCUAUAUGUAAAAGCCUGUUUUAAAACAGGAGGGUAAAAUUAGAUGAAUUCAAAAAGUUCACUGGUUAUAUUAUAUUUGAUUGUGGCUUAGAAAACUUUGUUUUUGCCAGUGUUAAUUAGUCUUCUUUUAAAGCAAGACAUGUAAAAAAAAAUUACCUGGCUGGUUAAUUUGAAGCUGUGAGUAACAUCUCUGUGUUUUCUUAUUUUAUUUUAAUGUAAAAAAAAGAAAAAGAAUAGAAACUUCACAAACACAACUAUGUUGUGUAAACACUAUAUGUGGACAGACAGUGACAAUAGUGCAAUAUCUUGUUCAAAAUGAAGUUGUCCUGUGUCUGUUGGUUUAACAAAUGGGAGUGAAGUCCCAAAUCAGCAAUAACAGACAAUCUUCAUUGUUUUGUGUUUCAAAGUUACCCCUAAAUGUGUUAGUCGAUGUUAACACACAUGUCAACGUACUGUAGCAGUGAAAGUUUUGUAGGUCAGACACAUUUAAUUAAAGAGGGAAAGUGGGACAAUUUGCUUCAUCUCAUAAAAGUGUUUUAAUCACAUGAGCAUUUAUCAACUGGAAAUUGUUCACUGUAAUGAGGAAGGCUAACACAAUGAGAAAUGAUUCACAAAGCUUCAUGGCCCAACAAGGCACAAUAUUUAAUAUUACGACAAAUUCUAGUCUGUUGUGCCAGGAAAUAGCUGCACAAAUUCAAAUACCUGUACAAAUUCUUUUUUUAUGCCUUUGUUUUUAGUUUUACUUCAUUCCAGAGUAUCUUGUCGAACAUUCCAGAUAUUUCUUGACAUUCCACCAGAUUUAUGCUGGUAAUCCAACUACUUAAUUACAGAUGAUUGGAGUAGGCCUCAGUCAAUGCCUUUUUUGCCUUUCAGACAAAUACAUCACAAUGUAAACCUUAAACUAUUUGUGCUUUUAUAAGUCAAAAAUUUAAGAUUGACUCCAAUCUACAGUUAAACAGAUGAGAUGUGUGCCAAUUAAAGGGUAAUUUUAGCUGCCAUGUACAGAAAAGCCCAAAAUCAAAUCUCUGUAAUCAUCAAUGCGCUUUUGAAAACAGUAACUUAGAUAUUGUGGUAGAUUUUGUUACUGGAUGUUUUGUGAUCCACUUGGGCACAGUAGGUGUAGUUGUAGCUGAGGUUUUAAAAGCCACACAUUUUGCCUCGAUGUUGCAGAACUUGUGUAUUCCUGUUCCUUCUGUAAGGGUUUUAGUUUUUGUUUUGUGUUUUGUAAACUGUAUAUUUAUUUAAAAUACAGUAUAACACACAACACUGGUGUAAUGCCACCCAUAGAGCACAUUUAUUUAACGUCUUGUGACUUCACGGCAUUUGUAAACUGCCAGCCGCUGUGGCAACAUUAUGUUAGCAGUCAACCAUCUGAUAGUUGUUGCCAUGUUGGGGAGCAGUUAUUUAAUUAUACCAAAGAAUAGUGAUGUUGAUAGCAGAUUUAGUAAAAGAUCUUUCAUUUUUGUUUUAGUAAAUUCUCAGGUAUUAUAGCUUGAUGUUUGAUUAGUAGGCGUUAAUUACAGCUGUUGUUGAAUUACCGUCAAUAUAAAGACAUAUUAGUUUCAUUGCUAACAACUUAGCUUGUCAACAGCUACUAUUAGUUUUGAAUACAUUCAUCUAAAUAGUAGUUGGGCUACCUAAAAUACUGCUAAGCAGUGACAUAAAAGUAAAAAAAAGGAAGUCAUAUUUAACAUAUUUGGUUUAAACCUGAUGGAUUUUGAUGGCAUGAAGUCCAGUUUCACAGCUAGCUAGAAACCAGGUUUAGCUAGCUAGACAGCUUUUUUAGCGACCUCGGUUUAGCUAGUUCUUUAAACCUAGGUUUAGCUAACCUUGUCUAAAUUGGGUUUAGCUAGUUUAGCUAGCAAAACCUAGCUUUAUUUAAAGCAAGCAAGUUGCUCUAUUAUGACAUUUGAUUUUUAAUACUUUAACUCAAGAAAAUAUUUUAAAAGCUUCUAUUCCUGCCUUGAAUAAGUUCCCAAGCAACAAAACUUAAACUGGUGAAUUUAUUUGCUAGCAACUUACCUUUAUUGUUCACAACAAAAGUCUUUGUUUUGUUGUGAACAAGUUUUUAUUGUUGGUCUAAUGGUAUUUUAUUAAUAUAAAUUUAUGUCUUUAAUAAAGUAGUUUCAUUUCUUGCAUCCUACCUUAUUGAUGGCAAGCCAGUUAGCGCAUAUUAACUUUAAUUUAAUAAAAUCCUUAGCCCGGGAAUAUUUUUGAAACUUUAUUACUCCCUUAAAUCAAGCAGUCCUGUCGCUUGUAACAUUUUGACUGAUAUAAAGGAAAUACAUAGAUAGUUAACUAUGAUUUUUGAAUCUAUUGCCCAACUCGAUCGCUACAAAUCCUGCCCUUGUUAAAGCCCUUGCUAAUAGUGAGAAACUGCCUGAUCUAAAAAAGAAAGUUAUAAUUAUUGCCUUUUAGUUAACAUACUAACUUUUAUUUUGGAAUAUCUUCAAUCCCAGAUUUGUUAGAAACUUAAUAACUGCCUUAAAAACAGUCUGAUCGCUAGUGACCUGGUUUUCUUACUUAGGCCACAGUGACAUUUACUUUUAUCACGUUUGGUCUUAAAAUGUUUUAGAAAGCUACAAUUACUGCCCUUGUAAUGAUGCCAAACAACAACAUCUUAGCAAAAAUCAUGUUAUUCAAAAGUAUUUUUCAAAUUAAUAAAAACCCAAUCACUGUCUGCAUCUAAUAUUCCACCAAAUACAGUCAUGAACAUUUUUGUCAUUAUCUUCUAAAAAGAAAAUUGAUUGCUCUCCUGCUGCCCAAACAAACUGCCCAAGCCCUGGUGGAAGUCAACAUGUUGCCAUUUUGUGAAUGUUGAGUCAAAAGCCCACAACAGUUGAAAGUCACCUAUUAAUGUCACUCAUACACUCAUUAGUGGGUUUUUAAAAACUGCCUGAAUAUGAAUAACAUGGCUUCUAGAAGAAUAAUCCUUUGAUGUGACUUGAAUGUAAGUGUCUGACAUUUCUCUCUUCUUGCAUCUGUCUUUUCUCUGUUCUGUAUGUGCUGAGGAGAUGCUAUUUCUGGUGCCGUUUUUUCUCCCUGUCCGUUGUCAGUCCUGUUUUCUGUCCUCUGGUGGCUGGUAUUCUGUCGAAAAGAAAAAAAGAAAUAUGUUUAUUUGCUGCAUUAUUUUGUACUGCAAAAAUCUCCUCACCUUUCUCCCAGCCCCUUCCUCUCUGUAUCCUCCUUAUGUGUUGACAAAAGUGUAUGCAUGCUUUUGGUGUGCGAUGUAGGCAAGGUACUGGAUAUAAACGUUUCGUGUCCUCUGUGUUUCAAAGCUCCACCUGUUAGCCUCACUGCAUGCUAUUUUAGACAAAUAUUUCAAUAUGUAACUUUCCUGCAAAAGUGGAAUCACUGCACACUGAGAAUAAAGUGAUUUCAUAUAA
This is a messenger RNA of Poeciliopsis prolifica (blackstripe livebearer), 4900 nucleotides long. Its product is annotated as complexin-2-like. Gene Ontology annotation, biological process: regulation of neurotransmitter secretion; synaptic vesicle exocytosis; neurotransmitter transport. Gene Ontology annotation, cellular component: SNARE complex; terminal bouton. The transcript is spliced from 4 exons. Gene Ontology annotation, molecular function: syntaxin binding. Bases 243 to 644 code for a protein of 133 amino acids. NCBI's taxonomy places the organism in Eukaryota, Metazoa, Chordata, Actinopteri, Cyprinodontiformes, Poeciliidae. The record is from RefSeq and is a predicted model, not a curated record.